UUUUCCUAUCGUUUAUGCCUUUUGCUGUUAGAAUUGGUGCAAAUCCUAAUAUAGUGGAAUAACCUACUGUUCGAAUGGUGUCACAGAUGAUUAUCGUCUAUUUUGUGGUAAUCUUGGGAAUGAGGUCAAUGAAGAUGUCCUAUCAAAAUCCUUUUCAACGUUUCCAACCUUUAACAAGGCUAAGGCUGUGAGAAACAAGCGGACUAGUAAGACCAGGGGAUAUGGAUUUGUGAGUUUUUCCAACUCAUUAGACCGUGCUGCGACACUUAAAGAAAUGAAUGGAGGAGAACAGAAGACAAUUUCUAUAGGAGCAUUUGCAGAUGACCUUUGUACAUCUUUAGCUUUGUCAUGGCUCAACAGUUAUUCCAAAGAGAUGCACAAACGAUCACACCUGAAGCACUUGAAAAUGUGAAAGCUGCACUUGCGAGCAGCGAAAUCGAGCACAAAGCUGAGGCCAAGAAGAAAGCUGUACCUCGUAAGGAAGCAGGACAGAGUUGGGAAGAUCCUACUCUGGCAGAGUGGCCCGAGAAUGAUUACCGUCUAUUCUGUGGUGAUCUUGGGAAUGAGGUGAAUGAUGAUGUCCCAUCAAAAGCCUUUUCAAGGUUUCCAACUUUUAAUAUGGCUAAGGUUGUGAGAGACAAGCGGACUGGUAAGACCAGUGAAUAUGGAUUUUUGUCUCUACCAAAUAAGCUAAUGGGUGACAAGAAGAAGGCUGGCGCUCUAUUCGUGAGGCUUGUUUCAGCUGCUGGAACUGGAUUUUUCUAUGUGAAGAAGAAGACCAAAACACUUGUAACGAAUCAGACGAAGCUUGAAUUUAGAAAGUUUGAUCCUCGUGUGAAUUGUCAUGUUCUGUUCAAGGAAGAAAAGAUGAAGUGAUGCAAACGCCAAAUUUGUUCCAAAUCAUCUUUUUUUAACUGUUAGCUUUCAUUUUUGCAGCAGCCAGUUGUGAAAUUAGACAAUAGGACCUUUGGCUCACUUGUGCUACAACAAUAAUGUUUGUUUGUUUAGUUUAAUUUAUGCAGUUCUCUGAAUUCGUUCGUGAUCAUGAUGAGUGAAACAUAGUUAUACAAGAGUGACUUUGAAAAUGUAAUAGCUGAUGUAGCAGGGCAAACAACUUUAUAACAUAUAGUCUUGAUAACCCCAA
Solanum dulcamara is the source of this 1144-nucleotide messenger RNA. RefSeq lists its product as uncharacterized. The transcript has 7 exons. The record is from RefSeq and is a predicted model, not a curated record. The coding region runs from base 349 to 876 and encodes 175 amino acids. Gene Ontology annotation, cellular component: ribosome; large ribosomal subunit. Gene Ontology annotation, molecular function: mRNA binding; structural constituent of ribosome. NCBI's taxonomy places the organism in Eukaryota, Viridiplantae, Streptophyta, Magnoliopsida, Solanales, Solanaceae. Gene Ontology annotation, biological process: translation.